CGCUUUAUUUAUCGCAUUCGGCGCCAAAUUUGCAAAGCGUAAGUUUAAUGACUUUGCGAGCGCGCUGGUUUCAUAGGAUGCGUUUCUGCAGACCGCCUACAUUUUACUUUUGUUUUACCGCGAUGUCAUAACGCAUGAAGUAUGGACAGUUGUUUAAGUUGCCGUUGCGGCCGUGUUGAGUGAAUCUCCUGUUUGUUGCUCUCCCAACUUAGGAUUAUAAUGCUUUUGUGUUCACUAAAGACCGUUUUCCAACUUGCUCAACGCAUGAUUUACAAAUAUCCUGAGCAAGAAUGUUUCGGUCAACACAAAAAGUGUUAUUUUUGAUGCCAUCAAAGAAAAGAACUGAAUAUUUUCUUAGAAAACUAUCAGUGAAUCGAGUGAUAAUUAGUUUAUGAAUUGGAUGAAAUAAUUGCUUUGAUAAUCUAUUUCUCCAAAAACAUCGAUAAAAAUCUCAAGUCCAUCACAGUAUUAGUCAACCCAUUUUUAUUUUUUAAUUUUGAGCAUUUAUUUUUAAAUUUUGAAUGACUGACCGUUUUUUUUCUGUGUUAAUUUUUUCAGUAAAAAAUGAACAUCAAGCAAUGAGCACUUUAUGAGAUAUUUCGAUAUAAAAACAUAAGAAAACAGCAUCCAAUCAGAUUGGGUGAUUUAUUUUAAUUCGAACUCAACUUUUUUGUGCUAAGUAUUCUGCCCAAAAGACUGGAAAGAAAUAUAACAAUCUAGAAACAAACUGAAUGGCAUAAUAUGCCAAUUUUUUUCUAAUCACCAAAAAAAAAAAAAGAAGAAGAAGAAGAAACUUUUCUGAGAGAUAAAAAAGAGGCACCCUGUUAUGCACGAAAAGAACUAAAAUAAAUAAAUAAAAAUAAAAAAAUAAAAUAAAACGAAACCUGAUUUCCUAUUAGGUUAAAUAAAUAUGACAGAUUAAAAAUAAAAUAUUCACUUAAUAGAGGAAAAGAAAAUGAUUUCUGCGGAUGAUAAAAAAGGAGAGAAAUAAAGAACAAGAAAAGACAGAAAGAAAAAAAUAGAGGAGCCAACAGUGCACAGAAGUAACUAUCAGCAUACUUUGGUAUUAAAUUCCUCUAAAGUGAUUUUAGGUAUUAAGCGAUCGAGUGGAGAGGUAAUAUUUAGAAUACCCAUCAAUAGUUUGAAAGAUAGAGAGAGGGAGAGAAAGAGAGAGAGAGAAGUGGAUGAAAAGAGAGAGAAGAAUCCAGCAUCCAUUGGUGUGGUGAAGAGGCGCCUACCGCUUCCAAAAAGCGUCCAGUUUUCCCCCCGCGCCGAAGAUCGCGCCGAAACCCACCGUGAUUGGCCCGCCUCGCCCAAAUAGCCAAUCAAGAGCGGCACUGUCCCUGGAGUGCCAAAGUCCACAGCGACGCUGCGCCACUUUCACACGCCGAUCGUGCCAAACCCGUCGGCUCUUCCCCUGACUCUUCUUUCUUCACCUUCUCCCCCGACGGAGUGUCCGCUGCAUACGACAACUCUGACCCAUGCGAUUCGAAUCUGCCGAUUUCGGACCGGGGAUGGCUUAUCAUCCGUUCUUGCUGCCCCCGGCCAGGCAUUCGCACCAGACGGACUUUAGUAUGAACUCAAUUCUCACCCAGCCGCAUUACCUGGCCCUCCAGAGCUUCAAUCCGGCCCUCGCUGCUGCGGCGGCGGCCGCCUGCUAUCCGCCACCGGCGGCCCUCUUUCCGAAGCCGCCCGUGCCGCAGCAUCAUUUGACGGCGGAGGAAGUGUUGGCGGCGCCCCACCUCAGGCCGCUCAGGACUCUCGAGCCUGAAGACGAUGGGGUGCAAGAUGACCCCAAAGUGACCCUCGAGGCCAAGGACCUGUGGGAUAAGUUCCACGCGCUAGGCACCGAGAUGGUGAUCACCAAGUCAGGAAGGCGAAUGUUCCCAGCUUUCAAAGUUCGAGUCAGUGGUCUAGACAAGAAGGCCAAAUAUAUUCUGUUGAUGGACAUUGUUGCUGCAGACGAUUGUCGUUAUAAGUUCCAUAACAGCAGGUGGGUCGUGGCCGGCAAGGCAGACCCAGAAAUGCCCAAAAGAAUGUACAUACACCCAGACUCCCCAUCCACUGGAGAACAGUGGAUGCAAAAAGUGGUCUCCUUUCAUAAAUUGAAACUGACCAACAACAUAUCCGACAAACAUGGAUUUGUAACGCAGACAAUCCUGAACUCGAUGCACAAAUACCAGCCGAGGUUCCACCUGGUGCGGGCAAAUGACAUCCUCAAGCUCCCUUAUUCCACCUUCAGGACGUAUGUCUUCAAGGAGACGGAGUUCAUCGCUGUCACUGCCUACCAGAAUGAAAAGAUAACACAGCUGAAAAUCGACAAUAAUCCGUUUGCCAAAGGUUUUCGAGACACAGGAGCUGGAAAGAGAGAAAAGAAUAACGUGCCCGUACCGUUCUCCAGGCGCCAGGCGAUGCUUCUCAACCAGCAACGUAGCCAGUCGCCCCACCACUCCCAAGGCGGAGCACAGCACCUGCCAUCCUCCACAUCCUCUGCCGGGGCGCACCACGGGGACGCGGGGGACGAGUCCAGCGACGAUGACGAAAAAGUGGACGUUGGAGGCACGGCCGACUUGCAAGCCUCAGUAGCGUCCCUGUCUUGUGGAAAAGACGAUUUGCUGUCUAGAGAGGAAAGAAGAGAAAACGGUUGUACAAGAGACGACAGUGGCGAUGAUAGCAUGGAGAAACCUCUGUCAUCCCUCAAUCCUCUAGACCACAAUGGAUCUUCAAGAGACUACAAGGACAAUGGUUUGGAUAGCAUGACAGGACUGCCAAAAUCCGUGCAACCAAAUGUGACCGUGGGACCUGGCAUGCCGCAUCCCCACCUUCUGCCGUACUUAUACCCACCAGCCCUGUACUCUUCAAGUAUGAACCAUUUACCUCUUUCGCAACUUUUCCUCCCUGGAGCAACAUGUGCCUCAGGCCCCAGUCAUCCCUUACCUCUGUCACUCUUCACUUCCAGUGGACAUCCAUCCCCAGCAUUCUCGGCUUCGCAUCUGGCUCAGAGUUCGUUGAGUUCCUCCUCACAAGGAGUUGGAUCUCUUCCCAGCAUGGGCCAUAAUCUCUUGCUGAAUGCUCAACUGGCCUUCGCGGCUGGUCACUCCAUGUUCCAUGGAUAUCCACCACCACAUUCACUAGACGGCGCCCUCCCUUCCAGUGCAGCGGGCAAUGGAGGUCUUCUAGCAACGGCUGGAACAGUUGGUAGUAAAGUAAAACCACACAGGUUUUCACCUUAUCCUUUACCAUUAACUACAAUGACCAGUACCACGCCAGCGACGCCACUUACAGUUCCAACCGAAGUGGUCAGGUCACCACUAUCUACAUCACCUUACGACGGUUCGUCAGGAAGCCUCGCUCCUCACCUAAAUCAUAAUUCCCUAAACAAACUUGGUGCUGUGUCGCCACAUGGUUCCGAGUGCGGUAGCUCGGAUGGCUCAGUCGGACCAUCAUCAGUGUCUUCUUCUAGUGACUUGAAGAACAUAGAGAACAUGGUGAAUGGUCUCGAGAGACAACAAGAACAAUUAGCGGCCGAAACUUUGACGAGGCUAACAGAAAAGUAGAACUUAACGACGCAUUUCAUUUCAGAGAGAAAAGUCAAAAUCAUGUCUUCAUCAGGGGACAUUGCAAUUAGUCAACUUUACCGGAGUAAAAUCGACUGAAAGGCCAGUUGACUUCGUCUUCAGUUGGAGCCUGAGAAUCAAGGUUGUUUUCGUGCAAGAAUUUUUGCUUCGAGUAGCCAGUGAUAUGUAACUCUGUACAUUGUAAUUCAUGACUGUUUCCCCCCUCUUUUUUCCUAUUUGUACAGCGAUAGAGUUUUGCUUCCAAACCAAAGACAACUAAAAUUACAAACUUUGCAUUUCCUUGAAGCUAUGAAACGUAUUCUUCAAUACGUUGUGGUUUAUAGCUGACUUGAGUGGCUUCAUUAAGAUUUUUCGGGAUGUGUACAGUUACCGAAGUCCCAUGGCGAUCCUUCGCUAUCAACUUGACACUUCACUGCGGUAUUGAACAGCUUUACGUUUGUAUUUUUUUAAGUACUUUGACAGUGGAAUCUCCGCCGUAAAGCUCAUCUUGGGUAAUUUGCAUGAGUGUAGCUGAUAACUUGUACAUUUUUAUGGGUUCAGUAAAAAGGAUCAACUUUAGAGUGAACCCACAAAAUUUUUUUUUUCAAAAUGUAGAAAAUAUUAUUUAAUUAUCAUUAUAAAAUUAUAUCUCAAAGUAUUUCGAAUUGUAAGGUUUUAUUAUCUGUUCUGGCACGGCUGUGUACGCCGACCGUAACAUCAAAAGUGAUGUGAAAAGUGUAUAUUCUGUAUUCAUUGGCAAUAAACUUUGUUUUGUAAAUAUUAGUUUGAAAAUAGAGAUAAAUAAAAAUUAAUUUGAUUUCGUUUUUAAAUUAUCAUAAUAAAUAUGUAGAAAUGUAAAUGAAAAGCCGUUAAUAAAAUUAUUGCCAAUUGAUUAAAAAGCGUCAUUUGUGAUGAUUUAAUUAAUUCAAAAUAAAAAAAAAGGAAGUUACAUUUAUAGUUAUUUAAAAAUUAUAAAGUGACAUUACAAUUUAAACCAUUAAAGUUUCCUAUUUACAUUAAGUAAACAUUAUUUCUAUGAAAUGAUUAAGACUAUUUGUUUAAUCAAAUUCCAUAAAUUUUGAAUAUUACUGUAUUAGUUUACAUUAAAAUUCUCAUAUGAUUUUUUUGAAGAUGUAUUAGAGAAUUCUUUUUGAAACUUUCUGAUUUCUUUAACUUAAUUUAAAUGAAUUUAAGUGAAUAUUGUUAGGUAUUUUAUUUUUUACUAUCCUCCCUUAUCUAAAGCUGUAACAAAAUGCCAAAGAGGCAUUCAUAUGACCAGAGCCCAAAAAAUACGUUAUAGCACUACUAUUUAUGAAUUUUCUGUAUUAUAGCAGUAGCUGUAUAUGUUGUAAGGUUUCUUUUGUGGUGUUGCAUUAAAGAUUGAGUGUUCUAUAUUUAA
Argiope bruennichi is the source of this 4956-nucleotide messenger RNA. Its product is annotated as optomotor-blind protein-like. The transcript is spliced from 7 exons. Gene Ontology annotation, cellular component: nucleus. The record is from RefSeq and is a predicted model, not a curated record. Gene Ontology annotation, biological process: cell fate specification; regulation of transcription by RNA polymerase II; positive regulation of DNA-templated transcription. Bases 1482 to 3557 code for a protein of 691 amino acids. NCBI's taxonomy places the organism in Eukaryota, Metazoa, Arthropoda, Arachnida, Araneae, Araneidae. Gene Ontology annotation, molecular function: DNA-binding transcription factor activity, RNA polymerase II-specific; RNA polymerase II cis-regulatory region sequence-specific DNA binding.